AUGUUCACCCUGCACUUUGACAACAUGACGUUGAAGGACGGGGAGAAAUACGACCGGGUCAGAAGACUCCAGAACACCACAGACCCAACCAAGAACCCUCACCUCUACACCAGGUGGUGCUUCUUCUGGUGGAAUAACCUCAGCUGGACAAAGUACAAAGACGUGAGCUUUGACUUACUGGAUUGUCUUGUUAAGGAUGUGUCCAAGAUCCUUCUGGACAAGAGGGAUGCUGGGGAGCUGGAGUGUCGUUUGCACAUCUUAGCGGUGGAAUACAAGGUGGACUUCAUCAGUAUGAUCCAGACCAACGUCACCACAGGGUUUCAGCGGGCCAUCCGACUCAGACCUUUCUACCGCUCCCUUAAGUCUCUGAGAGCACAUUUGAGGACAGGUAUCCUGCUGGAUGGUCUGGCUGGCACAUCCACCGAGCCUUCCCCGGCCAACUUCAGUGUAGACCCUCUGGGGGAGUUCAGCACCUGGUACACCCCAGUGUGGACACCUAGCUCCGCGCCAGACCAGGACUACAGCAUGGUGGAUGUGCCGGCCAACACCCAGGCCUUCCAGAAGGUCCACAGCCUGUUCCACAAGACCCUGUCAGAGACCCGGGUGGAGAUAGUCAGCCUCCACCAGAUCCAGAAUGUUCUCCACUGGGACAAGUUCCAAAGGUACAAGGAGCACAUGCGGAAGCGCGGCGACAUCAAGGAAGACGGGGCUCUGGAGAGGCACAUGUUCCACGGGACCAUUGGGGACUUCAUUGAGGACAUCUGCCACAACAACUUUGACCCGCGCGUAUCGGGAGUCAACGGGUUCGUGUACGGCUACGGCUCCUACUUCGCCCGCGACGCCUCCUACUCCAACACAUUCGCUGCGGUGUCACCUGACGCUGGGGUCCGUCACAUGUUCCUGGCCAAGGUGCUGGUGGGAAAGGUGAGCGUGGGCAAGUGCAAAUACCGCCGGCCGCCACCCGUCAGAUCCACGAAGGAGGACUACAACCUCUGUGUGGACCAGCUGGUCAACCCCACCAUCUUUGUAGUUUUUGAACGGUGCCAGUGCUACCCCUACUAUCUGAUCAAAUACAAAGAACUGCUCGUGGUGGACGUUAAUGAGUAGGUUUGCCCUGGGGGAGCUUGUGUUGCUGCCGGUGACGGUAACUGUUGUUGUUCACUGGAUGUUCAUUCCACACCAGACCGUAAUGCAGCACCUUGCAUUAAGGUGAAAGACAGCAUUAAGAAUAGAUCAGUCAAAACUGCAUCAAACAAAAUGUUUGUGUAUCCAGUCCAAAGGAUAAUGUUCAAAGCCUUCCAAAGACUUGGAAUGUCUUUAGAAUAGAUAUGUGUUUUAUGAAGUUUUACAAUUACCGUUUUUUACAGUAAGUUUCUACAACGUCCCAUUUUAAAAUGGAAUUCUAAAUGUAACAAACAAGUUUGAUAUAUUUUCGAAAUGUUUUAAUAAUGGAAACAAUUGUAAUUUGAUAAUGUAGAAAGAAGAAAUUAUAAGUUCUAGAUGUUGCUUUCAAAAAGGUUCUUAAACUGUAAAGUCGUUAUGUUAUUGACAAUAAAUGGGUUUACUGAAUACAUCAGGGGCAGUCGGUUCAGUUUAUGAUUACGGAGGACGAUUUUUUUAUGAGCAUGUUCUUAUUUCUAUU
This is a messenger RNA of Oncorhynchus masou masou (cherry salmon), 1642 nucleotides long. RefSeq names its product protein mono-ADP-ribosyltransferase TIPARP-like. The record is from RefSeq and is a predicted model, not a curated record. Gene Ontology annotation, molecular function: NAD+ poly-ADP-ribosyltransferase activity; NAD+-protein mono-ADP-ribosyltransferase activity. NCBI's taxonomy places the organism in Eukaryota, Metazoa, Chordata, Actinopteri, Salmoniformes, Salmonidae. Gene Ontology annotation, cellular component: nucleus. The transcript is spliced from 4 exons. Bases 1 to 1107 code for a protein of 368 amino acids.